AUGAACAACGCGACCCAACCACGAGAACCUGCGCACCCGCCGCCGUACUCGGAAACUCAACCCCGACGUCAAGAAGAAUGGGAGGAUUGGGAAGACGACGAGCCCAUCACACCGAUUGACGCCGGUGAGCAAGUCUUUCCUCCCCCAUUGAACGUCGGAGCUAGAAAUUCGAAGCUUGCUGCACGACGAUCAUCGAGAGCGUCUGCUACAAGGGUCAAUCGAGUUAAGUCACGACAGAGACAAAAGGCCCAGAAUGAAAAGGCUGGAAUCAAGCUCAUCACCGACAUGUCAUCUUUCAGACGCCAAAACUACAUGCCAACACCGGUUGAACGUACUGGAAAGUUUGUCGAUGCGGCUGCUCUAAAGGCAUUGGAAGGAGAGCCGACCUCGGCUUCGGUAGGGAACUGGAACUGGUUCAAAAAGAGUAAAGACCAAAGCCCGGCCACUGCAUCAUCGCAGUCAUCAGCUAGGCCAGCUCAGUCAGCUCGUACUCCGGACAACAACAAGCUUUCUCCAGAUGAUAGACCUAUUGUUAUUGGCCUAGCUUUCUCGUCUGAGGAAGCGAGCAUCGCUUCCCGAUACGAUGCCACUCCAACACCCAUCGAGCCCCCAUCACAGCAGUAUCUGCCUCGGAACCCUGUGAACACUUCAGUUUCGCCUCUCGUACCUGCCCAGCAGAAAUCUGUGUGGUCGCCCGACACCCCGGAUACUGUGUCCUCAUUCAGUACCAUUCGCUACACUUCCAGUAUAUAUUCACAGUUCCCGUCCCCUGGUACGACCACGGCUGGCAAUGUCCCUCCCGUACCAGCCGUCCCAGCAAACUUCAAGAAAUCAGCUCAUCAGAGGCUCAUCAGCUUGGAGCUAGGCGGAAGGACCCCUGACGAGUCUGAUGGUGGUACUCCGUGCACAUUGUUCGAAGAAGAUGGAACUCCAAGCCCAAACAAGCAAGUCAAGGCAAAGACGUCAGUUCUGACGCCAGACAGUGCUGCAUCCAAGUCCCGUGGCUGGUGGGAUCACCAUGUCGUCACUCCUUUCAUGGAGAACCGACUGACGUUCACUACCAGCCCAAAAGCGUACACUGAAUCUCCAAGGACUAUUCGAGGGGAUGAAUGGUGGAACAAACCGGAGACAAAAAGCCCAGAAGGAUAUUAUCUUACACCAAAGUUGAAUCCUGCUUCAUUUCAGACACCUAUUGUCAAAGCCCCCACACCACGCCGGACACCGUCGCCUCGUAUUGAGCAUACCCAGGAGUGCGAGUCCGGCCCUUCGACCGCAAGAGCAUCUCCAGUUCCCGAAGCCACCACUUUCUCAGAGAAACCCCAGAUUCUCGUAACAGAAGAAGAGAGCGUUAGCGAGCAGCUUCCUGCGUAUUCUCCUCCUGAGAAGACAGGCCAGACUGCUCCUAUUAGAUACAGAGCAGUCUUCCCACCUGGACAUCCGCUCCAAAGUCAAUUUCCGCCAUCUCCAUCUCCAGCUCCUGCAUCCCCGGGCCCCGUAUCUCCAGGCCUCUCAUCUACCAUGUCCUCACAACGGGCCGAUCAGAUGACUGAUAUCCCGCUCACGCCCGCUCCUCGAGACAACUUGCGUCUCUCACAAAUGCCACUUCCGACACGCCCAUUAGGUACGGCAGUGCCACGUGAACACCCACACAGCGAUGCUGGCUUUGUGACCAAGACCGAGCGUCAGAGACGUCGUAACGAAAAGGAAGAAUCUGUUGCUCGUCGCCUGGGUGGUUUCUGGAGAGGCAGAGGAUGUGUUCCAAAGAGAGGUUGCUUUGGCCGAACGGGGCGAGAGGGCCGCCAACGACGUCGAGUCUGGAUGAUUGUUCUAGGAAUCCUUCUCGUCAUCAUAAUUCUGGCGAUCACUCUGGGUGUGGUUUUGACGCGACCCAAACAUUCGGAAGAAGUGCCAUCAAUUUGGGUUAACUUGACAGACUUUCCACCCAUGCCUACAGGAGACCUGUCUAUCGUUGGACCAGACAAUACCGCCGAAAGAAGUGGCUGCACUGAGCCAUCUACCAUGUGGAGCUGCUCUCUGCCUAAAGAACAGCAUGACUCCGUGAAGCCUUACAACGCCAACCAGCCCACUAUCAUGAUGCAGAUUCAGUGGGAUAACAGUACCCGCAAGAACUGGGAUACUCCCAACGGAGAUGCACCUUCAGCGAAGGCACGCCGAAGCAUGGGAAGCGCUGUGAAUGCAGGAAACAUCAUUCGAGCACGUCAGACACCCGAUUUCAACCCCAGUCCUGAUCCACCCCAGUUCAAGGAAAUGUGGUUUUUGGGAAACACCACCGACGGUAUUGUGUCUGAUGAAAAAGGAGGCGAGGCUACCCCUUUUUACAUCAGCUUGAUUGACCCCGCUGAAGAGGACGCGCGCAAAGAGCUUACCAAGCGACAAACUGCGGCAGAUUUGAACGUCAGCAUCCCUGACCUCCUUCCAUCCCCCGACCUCACCCAAGAUGGUGCUCCUAAGCCUGCAGUGCUUCUUCCACAGCCAGUCCAACAGCCAGUGCGCCUCUACGACCGCGGUCUUGAGACGGAACACUAUGGGUUUUACACAUACUUCAAGCGUACCAUCUUCCUCAAGUCCAUAUCAGCCCUCAACGACACCAAAGAGGGCGAUAUCCCGCUAGAUGAGGAUGGUGGUUGCAAGCAGACAGAAGCAAAUUUUAUUGUGACGUGGGCCGAGACACGUUUGCUCGUUCAGAUCUGGACACGCACUUUGGCUGCCAACCAGUCGAAACUGAUCGAUUCUAAUGGAAAAGGUGGCAUCGACAGUUCAGCAGAGCUCAUCCGACCAGGAACGAUGCCGUACCCUGUCACAGUCACCAUGGACACACAUGGAGGAGACCCGGCAAAGAAGUUUGUUUGGGAUUGGCCUAUCGACGACAGACAAAAGAUUGAUGCUGAGAAGCCCGAGCUGCUCGCCAACGACAUUGGGGUGGGCGGUUCGUGGAUCAACAAGAGAGCAGGAGGUGACGAGAAAUUCGGUGGAUUCGACGGCGGGACCGGAGGAUGUCAGUGCAUGUGGAAAAACUGGAUAUAA
This is a messenger RNA of Fusarium pseudograminearum CS3096, 3045 nucleotides long. RefSeq lists its product as uncharacterized. The record is from RefSeq and is a predicted model, not a curated record. The transcript has a single exon. NCBI's taxonomy places the organism in Eukaryota, Fungi, Ascomycota, Sordariomycetes, Hypocreales, Nectriaceae. The coding region runs from base 1 to 3045 and encodes 1014 amino acids.